AUGUGGUUAUUUGGAAAUAGGAUCAUCCGAUGGAUCACCACGAAAUUUACAAGGUCGCCCAAUGAUGAGGCAUUACAACGCAAUUCCGAAGUUGAGAGGCAUUUGAAAAUCGAAAGGAAAAAUGCGAACAAGACCUUUAAGAUCCUGUUACUUGGUGCCGGCGAGUCAGGAAAGUCGACAAUAAUCAAGCAAAUGCGCAUUUUGUACUCAGGUGGAUUCUCUGAGGGUGAACGCCGCGACACACGAGCAGUGAUCUACGAUAACAUCAUCAGCGCCUUCAAAGCAUUGCUGGACAUCAUGAGUGUAGAAAACAUUGGGUUUGGCACCGACAGUGCAAAGACAGAGCCCAAUGACUUUGCUGAGAGGUCGUCAUUGUGCGAUGCUGUUUCUGAUGCUAUGAGAUGUUUGUGGAUGGAUCCCGGAUUCCAAAUAGCAGUUGCUCGAAGCCACGACCUUCCCUUCCAUGAAAAUAUGCUUUACUUUUACAAUUCCAUCGACCUCGUUUCUACUCCUGGAUGGAUCCCAUGUGACCAGGAUUUCCUCCAAGCACGAUUUUGGACAACAGGGAUCGCCGAGACCACGUUCAAACUAGGCGCUACGAACCUCCGGAUGAUAGAUAUCGGUGGACAACGGUCAGAACGAAAGAAGUGGAUUCAUUGCUUCGAGGACGUUAGCUGUAUGAUUUUCGUGGCUGCAAUCUCCGGAUAUGACCAGCGCACAGCUGAAGAUCCUAAUGCUGUACGCCUGAUAGGUCUCCAAGAUUGUGAUAACGAAGCUCUAACCCAAUCGCGGAACCAAAUGCACGAAGCAUUCAUCCUGUUCGACUUGUUAGUUAACGGUGAACACUUCAAGCACACUCCCAUCAUCCUGUUCUUGAACAAGAUUGAUGUUUUCAAGAAAAAGCUCGCUGUUUCACCGCUGUCACAAUACUAUGCCGACUUCACCGGUAGUAAUACAGACUUAUAUGCCGCUGCAAGGUAUUUCGCCGAUCGUUUUCAGAGGAUCAACAAAACAAGAAACCGUGAAAUCUACAUAUUCUACACGAACGCCACCGAUUCAAAGUUAUUGGACGUGACGAUGGCCUCGGUACAAGAAGUGAUACUACGAAAGAAUCUUCGUACCUUCGGUCUAAGAACAUAUUGA
Penicillium salamii is the source of this 1143-nucleotide messenger RNA. NCBI's taxonomy places the organism in Eukaryota, Fungi, Ascomycota, Eurotiomycetes, Eurotiales, Aspergillaceae. The record is from the annotation of a GenBank genome assembly.